GUGAGGAAGGGGGUGGGUGUAAGACCUGGGGCUGGGGAGCUGGACCAAGGGAAGCCCAGGCCACAGAGGUGACCACCAGGGGGCAGCGCGAGCCCGGGCCGGAGGCUCCCCCCUGCGCGGAGACCUUGGCUCCAAAUCGACUCUUCUUGCAGAAAGACAGAACAUUGCUGUGAGGACCUGGAGGAUUUGUGUUAGAGGAGCACACGGGGACUCUACCUCUCCGGCUCCAGUAGUAGCCGAAAGAUAAAUAGCGAGCUCAGGAGUCGGAACAGGAGCAGGGAAGGGCCCCCGCCUCCAGGUCUCGCACAGUUGUUUGUACAGCUGGCGGCCCAGUGGGGACGUGUGCAGUAGAAAAAAAAAAGUCGUCAGACCGUGGCUUCUUCGAGUCGAAUUCUCCUUCCCGUUAGCUUUCUCCUCUGCUCGCAGAUUUCCUUGAGCCCGGCGAGAUCAUCCCAUUCUUCUCCCUCGUCCCAGAAGGACUUCUCUUUUUCUCUCUAAAAUACCUGUGGAAAAGAACAUUCUGUGGCUUACCUUCAACAUUUAACAACGUUUCUCGCCGUCUGGGAUACUAUUUUCCUCCUACCGUUUGACCCCGCCCCAGUCCAGUAGAGAUGUUCUUCAGCAUCUUUUCUCAUACAGGCUUUGGUAACAGUGAAAGAACUGCCCCGCCCAGAUCCCUGUAUCAACAAACGUUAUAGCUUCCUGAAAACUUUUGUUCCUAUGCAUAAAAAUGUCUUUGGUGGACCUGGGGAAGAGGUUGCUAGAAGCAGCGAGAAAAGGCCAAGAUGAUGAAGUGAGAACAUUGAUGGCAAAUGGUGCUCCAUUCACCACAGAUUGGUUUUCCAAAUUGAGAGUCUCCUGUGGAUAUAUAGGUGGUAAUUGUAAGCUUGGAACAUCACCCCUCCACCUUGCAGCCCAGUAUGGUCAUUAUUCCACAGCAGAAGUGCUCCUUCGAGCAGGAGUUAGCAGGGAUGCCCGGACCAAAGUGGACAGGACCCCCUUGCACAUGGCUGCGGCUGAUGGACAUGCGCACAUCGUGGAACUGCUUGUUAGGAAUGGUGCAGAUGUGAAUGCCAAGGACAUGCUGAAGAUGACAGCUUUGCAUUGGGCCACAGAGCACCACCAUCGAGAUGUUGUGGAACUACUUAUCAAAUAUGGAGCUGAUGUCCAUGCUUUCAGCAAGUUUGAUAAAUCUGCCUUUGACAUUGCCCUGGAGAAGAACAAUGCUGAGAUUCUGGUCAUCCUUCAGGAAGCCAUGCAGAAUCAGGUGAAUGCUAAUCCCGAGAGAGCCAACCCUGUGACUAUGGCUGCCCCAUUCAUCUUAGCGCCGGGAGAAGUCGUCAACCUCACUAGCUUUGUUUCUUCAACCAACACCAAAACAACCUCAGGUGACCCCAAUGCCUCCUCAACAGUACACUUCUCAAAUUCUACCACCUCAGUGCUGGCCACGCUUGCAGCUCUUGCUGAGGCAUCAGCCCCCCUCUCCAACUCACACAGAGCCACAGCUAAUUCAGAGGAAAUCAUAGAGGGAAAUUCUAUUGACUCAUCAAUCCAGCAAGUGGUGGGGAGUGGAGGCCAGAGGGUCAUCACCAUAGUGACCGAUGGAGUCCCUCUGGGUAAUAUCCAAACUGCAAUCCCUACUGCAGGCAUCAGCCAGCCAUUUAUUGUGACUAUGCAAGAUGGACAGCAAGUUCUAACUGUACCUGCUGGUCAGGUUGCAGAGGAGACUGUAAUUGAAGAAGAAGAGGAAGAAGCAGCAGAAAAGUUGCCACUGACUAAGAAACCAAGGAUAGAAGGGAUGACAAACAGUGUAAAGGAAAGCAAGGAAGGCACUGAAAGAGAGCUACUGCAGCAGCAGCUUCAGGAGGCCAACCGAAGAGCACAGGAAUACCGACAUCAGCUCCUAAAGAAAGAGCAGGAGGCAGAACAGUACCGCCUCAAGCUCGAGGCCAUGGCCCGACAGCAGCCCAACGGAGUUGAUUUCAGCAUGGUUGAAGAGGUGGCUGAGGUAGAUGCUGUAGUAGUCACAGAGGGGGAGAUGGAAGAAAGAGAGACGGAAGUGACUGGGGCAGGAGGGACCACAGAGCCUCAUACUGGAGUUUCCAUGGAAACUGUUUCAUCUUAAUAUGCAAGGGCCACAACUUGUACUGUGUCCAUCUUUUUCCUCUUUUUAAAAGAAGAUACAGAGGACAAACAUUGUAGAAAAAUUAAGAAUGUCCUUAAGAAGAAAACUAUAGCAGGGUACAAUUCUUGGGCUCAGGAAGGCGCUCUAUGCAACUGGAAAAUUCAAAGCCAAAUUUAGGGAACACUUCUUCCGAGGGACCAAAAGAAUGAGAACCAAAUUUCUCAGCUCACAUCAUUGCUUUAAGCAUAGAGGUAAAAGAAUGUUGGAAGUUGUGGGUUGAUUGUUUUUUAAAUAACUGACUUUCUAUCAAAAGAUUUUAAGAUGACAUUCCUAAUAUGGACACACCCAGAGCCUUUAAUAAUUAUACCAUCAUGUGACCUGAAAAUUUGCCUUAGAUUUAUGAUGUGUACCGGUUAGAGAAGAAAACUAAUUGGGAGAGGGGUUAGAAGCAAGCUUUGGGGAAGAGAAAGGAAUAAAUAUAUUCUGCUUCCAGAAGAGCAGGCACUACCCACUCCCCUGAGUUAAUUUCACUGAAAAGAAUUUUGUGAGCCAGCCGUAGCAGCAUAGCAGUUAAGUUUAGCACAGUCCUCUUCAGCAGCCCAGGUUCAGUGCCUGGGCGUGGAGCUACAUGGCUCUCUUAGCGGCCGUGCUGUGCUGGCAGCCCAUGUACUGAAAAUUAGAGAAAGAUUGGCAUGGAUAUUAGCUCAGGGUGAAUCUUCCUCAGCAAAAAAAAAAAAAAAAAAAAAAAAAAAUUGUGAUUGCUUGACUACAUUUGCAUCUAUUGUGUAUCCAUAGCUCACAUGGCAGUUUAAGAAACUGAAAUAGAAUUUUUUAAAAACUGGAAAGAAAACUUGUUUAUGUGGGAGAAGUGUAUAUAAAUCCAAAAUCCUCCGGGCUAUGCUUCCACAAUGCUGGAAAGUGGCCAAAAAGAGGCUUGUGGGGUUAUGAAACAAUCUGGCCUCAAGAUACAAACUUUGCUCUGGCUGAAUUUCAUAAAAUCGCAAUCAGGAGGGUAGUCUGUUGUUAGAACAACUUGCUUCCAAACAUUUAUUUAUGUAGUAUCAAGCUUUAAUAUCAACUUUUUAAUUUUAUGAAAUUUUGUUGAGUUUUCUAAGUGUGCCUUUCUGUGGAGCUUACGUGGUAUCCUCAUAUAUGCAAAAGAAGAAGUUGGGGAGAGAUGAAUGCUGAGGAUGUUGUGUGGUUUUUCCAUUUGAUUUGGGAUGAGUAAAUUGCUAUUUCCUUAAGGUCAAGCCUUGUGCAGAGCUUUUGUGCCUUAUAGGUGCUCACUGUGUGUUGGCAAAGGGAGUAAGAAUUAUCAGUGCCAUAAAGUAAGGAACCAAAGAUUCUGGCCAGAUACUUUAUCUGCCUUAAUCCCUACUCUUCCACUAUUCCUGCUCCCUUUGCCUAGACACUUUUGGAAAGUGUUUCAUUGCUGGGUUUUCUUUGUGUGCCAGCUUGGAGAUUUUUCAAAAGAAAGGGAAUAUGGAUGGAGAGAGAGGUUGUGGAGAGGUUACAUUACAGAAGUUAUUGCCUUUGAAAUUGGGCCUCCAUCAUUCUAGACUUGCUUGCUUUGUUGUAAAUUAGAAGAAGAAACCAGAGGGAGAUGUGCCAAGUCAACAUUUGAACGACUGUUUAGAAUACAGUUUUCUUAAUUAGCGAUCAUGGGGAAAACAUACAUUUUUAAUUUGGAAUGAAACUUGACAGUUAACUUGGUUCUGUUUACCUUGAUUGGUGAACUAAUUUGCUGCAGUUUUCCAGAGGUGCAGAAUUAUUUGGGGCUCAAAAUAAACUGAAAACAUAACUCCCCAAACCAAAUUUAACAAAGAGAAUUGGCUGUUAGAGGCUUAUAGGCUAAAAUAUCAGUUUUGAAAUUAAUCUUGGCUACUAGCCACCUUAGCUAGGUUUUCUCUAUGGACUUGAGUAUUGAGCACUUCCCAGAUGAUCAGAGAUUACUCUGGACUGUUGGGGAUGACAGAGAAAUGCAAUGGAGGAGCCUAGGUAGGGGUGAGGGUAAAAUUGUGUCUUCUGUCAAUCGUCCUGUUUCUGUUUGUGAUCUGUUUCUUUUUUCUGAGUCCCUUUGUGAACCAGGUGCUAACAAUAAGCUGCUAUUGUGUGCCAUUUCAGAGCCUUAGCUUAACUAUAGAGGGACCAAGUAUCAUUUUAGAUGUGUUUUGUCUAUGUUCUUGGUGUAUAUAUUGACUUUAAUUCCCUUUUUUUUCCUUUCCUGUUAAGGGGUGGAGGUUAAUUCUAAGAAAGAUGUCCAGGCCCAACUACCUCACUCUCUGGGGUAGCUUCCGACUGGGGACAGGGAGUUUCCAUCCAAUACUCCCUUCUGGGCAUACAGAGUCCCUACUAUUUUGGGUAACUGUGUAGAGGUUUUUCAUUAUUCUCUUUCUGUAGGAAGCUAUCAUUCUCACCCAGGAAAAUCUCUAAUACAGCCCAAGUCAUUUUUGGUGAUGCGGUCUCUGACACAGGGAGUUAAAGGAAAGGUUAGGGUAGGGAGAGAGAAGGAAAUGUCUGGAAAGUGGUGAGUAGCAAAAAGGUAUUUGUAUUUAUUUACUUGGAAUAGACCUUAUAGCAUCUCAGAGAAGGGAAAUAGGGUUUGAUCUCCAGUUUUAUUGCCAUAGAGAGAAUGGUAGGUCAGGAUCACCUGAAGUAGUCAGAAGUUAAAUAUUAAAUGCAUAUCUUUCUGGAUCAGCCAGAAAGUUGGGAAAAUGUUGCUAAUCUUCUGGGUUAGGGAAUUCCAACUGGCUUUUGGUAAGGUUGAAUUACAGAGAAUCAAAUAACAGACAAGUGGUUCAGAGUUGGUACUUGAGCAGGAGAAACCUGGAGCCUAGGAUGGUUGCCUAGUUUAAAAUAAAGCUGCUCUGAAAAAAAAAAAAAUCUGCUUUAACAAUAUCAGUAUUAAUAUAGGAAUUUUAGACUCUACAUUUGCAUUUUGGUCUUAAGCCUUCCCCAAAAAAAGAGAAAGAAAGAAAUCUUCAUAUAUCUGUUCUUGUUCCUGGCUUCAGGGAAAUUACUUAUAAAUGUGUAAAUGUACAUUCCCUUCCUAUCACUACCUCUGUGGGAUCUCGUAAUUGUAAUGCCAGAGUUGAGGUCUCUUAAUUGAAAUAAGGGAGGAAUUGGCUUUAGGUUUUCUAUAUUUUGAACUCAGUGCCUUAAAAGAUGUCCUUUUUCUCUCUCA
This is a messenger RNA of Equus caballus (horse), 5309 nucleotides long. It is a transcript of the gene GABPB2, whose product is annotated as GA binding protein transcription factor subunit beta 2. Gene Ontology annotation, cellular component: nucleus. NCBI's taxonomy places the organism in Eukaryota, Metazoa, Chordata, Mammalia, Perissodactyla, Equidae. Gene Ontology annotation, biological process: positive regulation of transcription by RNA polymerase II. Gene Ontology annotation, molecular function: transcription cis-regulatory region binding; protein binding. The record is from RefSeq and is a predicted model, not a curated record.